AAAAUUGAUCAAGGUGUUUCAUAAUUGGGAAGUUGUUGAAGUAAUACUUUGUUUUUUCAUUCAUUGAACCGAAAUAAUAUGUUGCUGAAAACGUUAACUGUUUUGUGUUUAUUGUUGGCUUCAUCAAUAGCUGCUACUGACUACUGCAAACUGAAUUGCGGCGAUACAAAAAAUAUCGCGUGCAAUAGUGCAUAUGUCAGUGCUAAAGAUACGAUUUUCAUUUACCUUGAUCCUUUUGGGAACUGGAAAUUCAAUUUCAGACCAGUGGUAACAUAUAGCUGGGGAGAUAGCUGUAAAGCUCAAGCGCUCUUCAGCAUGACAAAAGAAUAUCAACAAUCACUUGUCGAUGUGCACAAUAAAUAUCGCAAUUUGAUAGCACUAGGAAAUAUAACUCCCUAUAGCCCCGCUGUGCGUAUGCCAAAAAUAAAAUGGGAUGCAGAUUUAGCAUACACUGCCGAAAUGAACGUACGAUCAUGCGUAUACGGUCACGAUAGUUGCCACAAUACAGCAAAAUAUUCCAAUGCCGGUCAAAGUAUUGCCAUGAUGAUGACUGUUGUGGAUUGGGAUAGAAAUAUGACAACAAGCCGCUUAACUGGCCUUACAAUGGGUUGGUUCAAUGAGUACAAAAAUGGCAAGUCACAUGGCUGGAUGGAUAUGAUUAACCAAAUUAAGGCCAGCGAUUUCGAUAGUUCGAAGCCAGUCGUAGGUCAUUUUACAGCGUGGGUGCAGGAUAGAACAGAAGCGAUUGGAUGUGCUGCCGUUUUCACCACACCGAACUACAAUGGAAAAGACUAUGGUGCAUUUAUAUUGACAUGUAACUAUUCGUUUUCGAAUUUACUUGGAACUCCGGUGUACGUUGCUGGAACGACUGCUUCGAAAUGUAUGACUGGCCGUGAUGCGACAUAUCCGGGCAUUUGUAGCGAAAAUGAGGUCAUAACAUACUGAUAAAAUUGAU
This is a messenger RNA of Sitodiplosis mosellana (orange wheat blossom midge), 955 nucleotides long. Its product is annotated as antigen 5 like allergen Cul n 1-like. NCBI's taxonomy places the organism in Eukaryota, Metazoa, Arthropoda, Insecta, Diptera, Cecidomyiidae. The record is from RefSeq and is a predicted model, not a curated record. The coding region runs from base 79 to 945 and encodes 288 amino acids. The transcript is spliced from 6 exons.